Carica papaya (papaya) is the source of this 2122-nucleotide messenger RNA. RefSeq lists its product as uncharacterized. The record is from RefSeq and is a predicted model, not a curated record. NCBI's taxonomy places the organism in Eukaryota, Viridiplantae, Streptophyta, Magnoliopsida, Brassicales, Caricaceae. Gene Ontology annotation, molecular function: ubiquitin-protein transferase activity; zinc ion binding; protein binding. Gene Ontology annotation, biological process: protein ubiquitination.
UCCACCAACUCCCUCAACUGUCUACACUGUAAUGUACGGCAUGGCAGACCACCGCUCCCGCCAUUUCCCGCUCGAAUACCAUUGGAUGGUUAAGCCCCUCACCAGUCGACCUCAAGAUCCUCCUCGACAGAAACAAGGAGAGGGAGAAGAACGACAACAACGAGAAACCCGUUGGAACGAUUCCUCUCCUGUGCUAACCACUCCUCAGUGGCAACAGAGCCUCGAUCAACCCCAAAAAAUCCCAAGAAACAGCGGAAACCCCGAGAUGAAAUCCCGAAAUCGGAGUGUAUAUGUGUUCAAAACUCAGUUUGUCAAAAAAUCUGAACUCAAUUCUACCGACUCUGUACUGAGCGUUUCGGAUGAAGCACUAAAUUCUUCCAAUAGCGCGGAGGAUUUUCUGAUAAAUGAAGUGAGUAGUUUGAGUUUUGUUGGAAAUGUGGAUGGGGACGAAGAAAAUGAAGGAAAUGCAAAAACUGACUGCAACAAGGAAAGGAAUGAGAGGGACGACUCAGGAAGUGGUAAGGAUAAUAUUCUUCAAAUAUUGGAGGAGUUGAGGUUAAGCGUGCAGGAGCCUCUGCUACCGGAGGAGCAACUGAAGUUGGAUGAUCAGUUGCAGGAAGAUGAGUUGCUUGCAAUGGAGUCCAUUUAUGGAGAUAGUGUCUUCAUCUCUGCCAGAGAGAAAGACCUGCGAUAUUUUCAGAUUCAUCUAAACAUUGAAGCUUCUAGUGAACUUGCUGUAACUGCAAACCUAAAUUCUUCCGCUGAUCCCAGGAUCAAAACGGAAAAAUCAGAUGACUUCUUGUACUCAUUCAAAAUCCGAUAUCUUCCACCAAUUGUGUUGACCUGUUUAUUACCCAAGUCGUACCCAAGUCACCUACCUCCUUAUUUUAUCAUAUCUGUUCAGUGGUUGGAUCCUGCUAAGAUUUCCAGUCUCUGCUCCAUGCUAGACUCAAUAUGGAAUGAGCAGCUGGGGCAAGAAGUUCUAUAUCAAUGGGCAGAAUGGCUACGGCAUUCAUCUCUUUCUUAUCUUGGGUUUGACAAAGAAAUUAUUUUUGGUCCUUAUGACAUCAAAUACAACGAAGAUAAGCGUGCAGUUUCAGGAAGUCUCUCUCUUGAUGUUGAUGUGCCUUCAAUUAGGAGUUAUAAUGAAGAGAAAUGCCAUGAGAAUUUCCUAAAAGGCUUGCAUGAGUGUUGUAUCUGUUUUAAUGAAUAUGCAGGUAUUAAAUUCAUCAUGUUGCCUUGCCAGCAUUUCUUCUGCUGGAAAUGCAUGAGGCAAUAUUCCAAUGUACAUGUCUCAGAAGGCACUGUAAGCAAACUUCAAUGUCCAAGUGCAAAAUGUGGAUGUAUGAUACCACCUGGUUUGCUGAAACAGUUGCUGGCCGAUAAAGAAUUUGGACGUUGGGAGUCAUUGAUGCUACAAAAGGCAUUAGAGUCAAUGUCUGAUGUAGUUUAUUGUCCGAGAUGUGAAACAACCUGCAUAAAAUAUGAUGAGCAACACGCCCAAUGCUCCAAGUGCUUCUUCAGUUUCUGUGCUCUUUGCAAGGAAAAACGUCAUUUAGGCAUCGAAUGUAUGACUCCUGAAAUGAAGCUUAUUAUCUUGCAGGAACGACAGAAUUCAUCUCAACUGACAGAAGAUCAAAAGCAGAAGGAGCGUGAAAUGAUAAAUGAGAUUCUGAGUGUCAAGGAAAUACUUAAAGAUGCAAAACAAUGCCCUACUUGUAAAAUGGCAAUCUCCAGGACUGAAGGUUGUAAUAAGAUGGUAUGUAACAAUUGUGGAAAGUACUUCUGCUACCGCUGUAACCGGGCCAUUGAUGGAUAUGAUCAUUUCAGGGGGAGGGGUUCCUGCCAACUGUUCUCGCAGCAAAUGGUACAGAAUUGUGAGGUGAGGGUUAACGCUCGCCAGGUUGUGGGUCAGGCUCGAGCUGAACUCUAUGUGGAACGUGCUCACUUGUGUCCUAAUUGCCGCCAAUUCAAUGCGAAGGUAGGGAAUAACAACCAUAUUCUUUGCCGGACAUGCCAUGUUCAUUACUGUUAUUUGUGCAAAAAAAUUGUGAGGCGUAGCUCUCAGCAUUAUGGACCCAAGGGUUGCAAGCAGCAUACAGUCGGCUAAGUUGUGCUUCUC